This is a messenger RNA of Tetrahymena thermophila SB210, 891 nucleotides long. RefSeq names its product DnaJ domain protein. NCBI's taxonomy places the organism in Eukaryota, Ciliophora, Oligohymenophorea, Hymenostomatida, Tetrahymenidae. The transcript has 3 exons. The record is from RefSeq and is a predicted model, not a curated record.
AUGAUUAGACUACUCAGCUCGAGCUUGAAAAAUGGCUUAAAUUUUAAUAAGAGCUUCUUCUUCAAGCACCAAAAUAUAUUAAGAUUUUUUAAUGCAAAGGUAGACUUUAGUAAAGAUUACUUUAAAGUCCUUGAAGUGAGCGAAAAUUCUACUCCUGAAGAAAUAAAAAAAUCUUAUUAUAAACUUGUAAAGUAAUAUCAUCCAGAUAUUAAUAAAAAUAACGCAGAGCAUUUUAAGUUAAUCAAUGAGGCAUAUGAGGUAUUAAGUAAUGAAUAAUCUAAAAAUGAAUACAUAUCUAUGAGAGCCAAUCCAUUUUAAAAUAGUUCCGCCAAUUAUUCUUAAUCUUAUCAUCAAUAACAGAAUUAUGGAUAAUAUUAUUAAUAUGGGAACAGAAAAAAUUAGAAAUAUGAUUACAAACGCUACGAGUAAUAAUACUACUCUUCCGCAGAUGCGUAGAGACAAACUUAAGGAGAUUUUUAUAACUCUAAUUUUAGCAAAUCUCAGUUUUACUAAGACAUGCAAAAUCCAUAUUCCACUUAAAAUAAUUAUGAUUUUGAACCAUCAAUGUCAGCUGAAGAAAAAAUGAGAUUAACAAAGAAAAAAUUAGUAGCAUUUACAUUUGUUAUUCUUGGCUUUUAUUUAAUAUUUGAUGUAUUGGUGAUGAAGUUGCUUAACUCAUCUGAGUAGUAUGUCGUUUAUGAUCCAGAAACUGGAUAGAGAUUUAUUACAGAUGCUCAAACCUUAAACCAACUUAAAAGAAGAGGCUAUGAUGCAUCUUUCAUAUCUCCAACAGAUAGAGAUUUAUAAAAUAGAUAUGGAAAUAGAAACCAUGAUGAGAGAUAUAAUUAUAACAAUGGGUUUAACUAUGAUCCAAAAAGAGAAAGAAUUUGA